This is a messenger RNA of Acanthosepion pharaonis, 1122 nucleotides long. NCBI's taxonomy places the organism in Eukaryota, Metazoa, Mollusca, Cephalopoda, Sepiida, Sepiidae. The record is from the annotation of a GenBank genome assembly.
AUGUUCAUUGGUUUUUCCCUGUCAAUCAUCCUGCUGACAAUUGCCCAGCUAAUUUUUUUCUCAUUUAAACAGUUACGCUGUGAUCGGAUCACCUUGCACAAAAACCUUUUUGCUUCAUACAUCAUGACCGGAUUGACGAAAAUCAUCUUUUUAGCAAGCGUAACUUUAAAUGCAAGCAUCAUUCAUUCAAAUCCGAUUUGGUGUCGAAUCAUUCCGAUUAUCCAAGAAUACGCAGUCACAUGCAACUUUGCCUGGAUGCUUUGUGAGGGGUUCUAUUUACACACGGUUCUUGUCUGGCCUUUCCACACGGGCAAAAAACUAAUCUAUCUUUGUUACGGCAUUGGCUGGGGAAUACCGUUUUGGUUGGCGUUAUUUUACGCCAUUUUCCGGUUUCAAAGCAAGAUGAACAGACUAUGUUGGAUAGAAAAAAACGAACUCCACUGGAUAAUCGACGGCCCAAUUUGCUUUUCGCUUUUACUCAACAUUUAUUUCCUGUGCGCCAUUGUUUUCGUCCUUUUAACAAAAUUAAGAGGAAUGUCGGACAAUUCGCAAACAAGGAAAGUAUUCCGUGCCACCAUGAUCUUAGUUCCUUUGUUAGGACUGCAAUAUCUGCUCGCUGGUUUUUCUUCCAAAGAUCCUGUGUUUCGUGAUAUUUAUCACAUUACCACAGUUAUUAUCAGCAGUUUACAGGGAACGUUUGUGGCAAUCAUGUAUUGCUUUUUUGAUCGCGAGGCGUUAUCAGUUAUCAAGCGAUGGUAUAACCAGCGAAAAGAAGACCUCAGUGGUAACAAUUCGAAACGCGUUUCCACUUAUAUUACAAUGUACACGGAUCCACUAACGGCAAGUAACAGUACAAAGACAGUAGACGCUGACUUACCAGUGUCACAUUGCAAAAUGACCAGUGACGCAGCUUCACCGGAAGAAACAGUCGAGCCUCACCGGCUAUCCUCUUCCGCCUCACCUGCUAUCCUUUUCAGCCUCACCUGCUCUCCUCUUCCGCCUCACCUGCUAUCCUCUUCCGCCUCAUUUACUAUCCUCUUCCACUGCACCUGCUAUCCUCUUCCGCAUCAUCUACUAUCCUCUCCCGCCUCACCUACUAUCCUCUCACGCCUCACCUGCUAG